Onychomys torridus (southern grasshopper mouse) is the source of this 12503-nucleotide messenger RNA. RefSeq names its product versican (gene Vcan). Gene Ontology annotation, molecular function: calcium ion binding; hyaluronic acid binding. The record is from RefSeq and is a predicted model, not a curated record. Lineage: Eukaryota; Metazoa; Chordata; Mammalia; Rodentia; Cricetidae. Bases 455 to 10549 code for a protein of 3364 amino acids. The transcript has 15 exons. Gene Ontology annotation, biological process: cell adhesion.
UUCCGCCCCUCCGCCUGUUUCCAAAGCCUGGGCUCUUUGGAGUGGCUGAAGCUGCGGAGCGCUUCUGGAGCCUGUGAAUGAACACUCCUCCUCUCCCUCCUCCUUCUCGCUGAGUCUCCUCCUCGGCGCUGACGGUACAGUGAUAUAAUGACGAUGGGUGUCACAACCCGCAUUUGAACUUGCAGGCGAGCUGCCCCGAGCCUUUCUGGGGGAAGAACUCCAGGCGCGCGGGCGCAGCAGCCGCGAGCAUUGGGUGCUGUGGACAGGCGCAGCGACCGGGAUCUGCGGCGAGCGGUGCAUCCUCCCUCACCUCCAGCUCCGUCCCGCACUCGCCACAUCCUUCCCCAGGCCACCGCGCUUCCUAUGUGAUCUGCCGGGGCAAGGCGGAGCCCAUCCUCACAGCUCAGCAGUGAAUUCCCCCACAAACUGCAGCAAGUCGCCUUUCAAGGACAAGAUGUUGCUAAAUAUGAAAAGCGUCUUAUGGAUGUGCUCAAUCUUAUUAGUAACCCAUGCACUACAUAAAGCGAAACUGGAAGAAAGCCCCCCUGUUAAAGGCUCUCUGUCUGGAAAAGUGAGCUUACCUUGCCAUUUUUCCACCAUGCCUACCUUGCCGCCCAAUUACAACACGAGUGAAUUUCUCAGAAUCAAAUGGUCCAAGAUGGAAGUGGACAAAAAUGGAAAAGACCUAAAAGAGACUACUGUCCUGGUGGCCCAAGAUGGCAAUAUCAAGAUUGGUCAGGACUACAAAGGGCGAGUGUCAGUGCUUACGCACCCUGAGGAUGUGGGUGAUGCCUCCCUCACCAUGGUCAAACUCCGUGCCAGUGAUGCAGGUGUCUACCGCUGUGAUGUCAUGUAUGGGAUUGAAGACACUCAGGACACCAAGUCACUGACUGUGGAUGGAGUCGUAUUCCACUACAGGGCAGCGACCAGUAGAUACACUCUGAACUUUGCGAUGGCUCAACAGGCUUGCCUGGACAUUGGGGCAGUGAUAGCAACACCAGAGCAGCUCUUCGCUGCCUAUGAAGAUGGAUUUGAGCAGUGUGACGCAGGAUGGCUGUCUGAUCAAACUGUUAGGUACCCCAUAAGGGCUCCCAGAGAAGGCUGCUAUGGAGACAUGAUGGGGAAGGAGGGGGUCAGGACCUAUGGAUUCCGCUCUCCCCAUGAAACCUACGAUGUGUAUUGUUAUGUGGACCAUCUGGAUGGUGAUGUGUUUCACAUCACUGCUCCCAAUAAAUUCACCUUUGAGGAGGCCGAAGAAGAGUGUGAAAACCAGGAUGCCAGGCUGGCGACUGUUGGGGAGCUUCAUGCAGCUUGGAGGAACGGCUUUGACCAAUGUGAUUACGGGUGGUUGUCCGACGCCAGUGUGCGGCACCCUGUGACUGUGGCCAGGGCCCAGUGUGGAGGUGGUCUACUUGGGGUGAGAACCCUGUAUCGUUUUGAGAACCAGACAUGCUUCCCUCUCCCUGAUAGCAGAUUUGAUGCCUACUGCUUUAAACCUAAACAGAAUGUAUCAGAGGCAACCACCAUCGAAAUGAAUAUCCUCGCAGAAACUGCAUCACCCAGUUUAUCCAAAGAACCACACAUGGUACCUGACAGAGCUACACCAACCAUUCCAUUAGUCACCGAAUUACCUAUCAUUACCACACACUUCCCUCCUGCAGGAAAUAUAGUCAAUUUUGAACAGAAAUCUGUAGUCCAGUCUCAGGCUAUCACAGACAGAUUAGCCACUGAAUCACCUACCCCUGCUAGGAGUACCAAGAACCAUUGGGAUAUGGAUGACUACUUACCUUCUGGGUCGGGACCACUUGGAAUGCCAGAUACAUCUGAAAUUAAGGAGGAAGGACUCCAUAGUACAACUGUCAUCUCCCAACAUGCUACUGGCUCACAGGAUGGAAUCACAGAGGAUAUGCAAACACAUGAAUCAGUUACACAGAUUGAACAAAUAGAAGUGGGCCCCUUAGUAACGUCCACAGAAAUCACAAAGCACAUUUCUUCCAAGGUAUUGCCAGAAACUGAAACAACAUUUGAAUCCAUGGAAGUGACCCCAGAACACAAAACUGAAAUGCCAACAGUAAGCACCAGUCCUGAACUGGAGACCACAAGUCACUAUGGAUUCACCUUGAGAGAAGAUGAAGACAGAACUCUGACAGUUAGAUCUGGUCAGAGCACCCAGGUCUUCAGCCAAAUACCAGAAGUCAUCACAAUAUCAAAGACAUCAGAAGACUCUACUCACUCCCAGCCAGGGGACCUAGAGUCCAUUUCAUUGUCAACAGUUGUUUCACCUGUAAGUAUGCUUGCCAUAGAUGGAUCACUCAUAGAUAAAGAGAAAGAACAAAAAGCCAAUGGUAAAACGACUGAAGAGCCUUUUGGUCAACCACAGCCUACAACCCCCUUUCCAUCAGAGCAUCUUACAGAAGUAGAGUUGCCUCCCUAUUCUGGUGACAUGAUAUCAGUAGAGGGAAUAACCACAGUUAUUUAUCCCCCAUUACACACAGGAGUGGUGCACGGAAGUGAAAGAACAGAAACACCAAUACCAGAGUUGGAAAGAGAUACUUACACAGUUGAUGAGAUACAACAGAAGAGCACUAAAGAUCCAUUUACAGGUACAAUAGAAGAAGACUUCUCUGGAAUGAAGCCCUCUACAGCUUCACCAGAAAAAAAUCAUUUUACAGAUCCUUCAGUGGAAGAAUCUGUUUCCCCAGCAUUGACAACUGGGAAGUUAAGUGUGAAGCCAACAGAUGCAAGAGCUGUAGAAGAAAUGGCGACUCUGACUAGAUUAGAAACAGAUGUUACAAAGCACCACAAAGAUGUUACAAUAGCCCAUUUGACCCACAGUACUCUAAAUGUGGAAGUGGUCACAGUAUCAAAAUGGUCAUGGGAUAAAGAUAAUUCAACUUCCAAACCUUCUGCCUCAACAGAACCUGCCGGCUCUACUAAAUUACCCCCUGUCUUACUUAGCACUAUGGGAACAAUUGGGGAGGAUAAAGAAACCCCAAGUUUCACAGAUGUAGGAGACCGAUAUACUCUUUUCCCAGAUAGUACUAAAACACCAUUAGAAAGGGUUUCGGAGGCAGAUUCAACGUCGGGAGCAUUUACAGUCACGUUUCAGCCAGCUACAUCACUUGGCAGUGCUGAAAAGUCUACUUUGACAGAGUCUACAACUGAAGACAGAGUUCUGCCCGCCACAAGCAUGGGACACCAAGUCACUGUCGCAACUGUGGAAGGAAGUGCUUCAGGCGAAGAUAUGGAUGCCUCCAAACCAGUCUUUACUGUCCCCCCGUUUGCACACACCUCCGACGUGGAAGGACUGGCAUUUGUUAAUUAUAGUAGCACCCAGGAGCCCACCACUUAUGUAGACAUGUCCCACACUAGUCCUCUUUCUGUAUUUCCCAAGACGGAAUGGAGUGUGUUGGAAUCCUCUGUUCCCCUGGAAUCUGAGGUUCUAGGCAAAUCUGAUCAGGAUGUCAUUGAACAGACUCACCUGGAAGCAACCACAUCUCCUGAAGCUUUGCGAACAACAGAAAUCAUACAGGGAGAAACCCCGGAAGAACCACAAACCAUAAGUUCUACUGCACUAAUGACCAAGGAGACAACAGUGUUAACAGAAGAGGGGGAGGGAUCAGCAUACACUGCUGUCUCUGAAGACAGAUGGGUGACAGGGUUUGAGAGAGUCCCAGUUUUAGAAACAACUGUAGUGGGAACAAUUGAGCAUGGCACAUCUUCUCCACCCGGUGCUAUAACAAAGCACAAAGUGGAAAUGGAGACAAUGGUAACUCUAACAUCAACCACUAGGCCAAAAGGUGUUCUAAGUACAGAGCCAGAAUUAAAUUAUGAAGCAGAAGGUAGUAGUCUAACGGAAUUUGCAUCAACUUUGAGGCCCUUCAGGACUCAUGUCACACAGCUUAUGGAGGAAGCUACUGAGGAAGGAAAGAAGCCAACCCCAGACUAUGCAGAUUUAGGCUCAGGAUUAUUUGAAAGGCCCAGAGCCACCGAACUCCCAGAAUCUCCAGUAGUUCCAAGUGAUAUCAGUGCCUUCACGUCUGUAGACAGCCUUCACAGAACUCCACCAUUCAAGCCCUCUUCUUCAUUCACCAAAGAACCACCUGUCAGUGAGAGGGAGCCCAGUGAGAGGACAACGGGUGACAUUACACUUCCUGGGGAAUCUGUAACACAGCACCCUUCCACAACCCCCAUCGAUAUCACAGCUAAGGCAACGGAAGCUGAUAUUGAUCAGGAGUAUCACAUGACCUCAAGGCCUCCCGUAACACAGCCAACAGGACCAUCCACUGUGGCAAGAAAAACGACCUCCAAACCUCAGGCAUUGUCUACUCCACCACCUCCGUCAGGGACAAAAUCCCAGCCUGAUAUAAAUGUGUAUAUUAUUGAGGUCAGAGAAAACAAGACAGGUCGAAUGAGUGAUAUGGUUGUGAAUGGUCAUCCAAUAGAUUCAGAGCCUAAAGAAGAUGAGCCAUGCAGUGAAGAAACAGACCCACUGCAUGAUCUGUUUGCUGAAAUUUUACCUGAAUUACCAGAUUCCUUUGAAAUAGACAUAUAUCACACUGAGGAAGAUGACGAAGAAGAGGAGGAGGACUGUGCAAAUGCAACGGAUGUCACAACCACCCCCUCAGUGCAGUACAUCAAUGGGAAGCAGCUUGUCACCACCGUGCCGAAGGACCCGGAAGCUGCAGAAGCUAGGCGUGGACAGUAUGAAAGUGUUGCCCCUUCUCAUAAUUUCUCAGACAGUUCUGCAAGUGAGACCCAACAGUUUAUAAUAGCAGAAACGGAAUUGUCCACUGCAAUGCAAUUUAACCAAUCUGAAGAAGCCACCGAAUUGUUAGAAAUCACAUGGAAACCUGAGACUUACCCUGAAACACCAGAACACUUUUCAAGCGGUGAGCCUGAUCUUUUGCCUACAAUCCCAUCCCAUGAUGGCAAAACCACUAAAUGGGCAGAGUCCAUCACAGAAAGUAGGCCAAACCUUGAAAAUCCAGAGCACCAGCAGCCCAAGCCUAUACCUCUGUCUCCUGAAGAGUCUUCAGGAGAGGGUGCCAUUGACCAAGUAUCUCAAAAAACAAUCUUCUCUGGGGCUACAGAAGUAGCAUUUGGCAAAGAGGCAGAACAAAGUCCUACCAUAACUACCUCUAAUAUACUUUCAAGUUCUGUGUCUGUAAACGUCUCUGAGGAAGAAUCAGUUACCCUAACAGGAACCCCACAGACUGAUAACUCCUUGUCUACUGUGGACAGCUGGGUAGAGAUGACAUCUAAGCAAACUAUAGAGUUCUCAGGGAGUUUUCCAGCCCCGAUUAUGGAAGGGUCUGGGGAAGUAGAAGAAUAUGAAAAUAAAAUCUUCACUGUGGUAACUGAUUUACCACAGGGAAAUCCUCCAGAUACACUCGCCCCUUUGGAUGUGGGUGAGAUAAUGAUCACAGAUGGCCAUGUCUACAGUCCUGAAACCAGCACUUCUUUGGAGUCAGAGCUCCCCUCUACAGGUGGAAGACCUUCACAGUUUGUAAUGCCAACAGAUGCUUCUGAGUGGGUUUCCGGUACAUCUUUUGAAGAAAGGACAAGAAAAGAAGGGAAAGAGGAAACUACAAAGGCGGUCCCUGUCGCUGAAGUCCAAUCACCAACACAGAGGUCGAAUCACUUCAUUUUACCUCCGGGAUUAGAAAGCUCAAAUGGAGCUGCAGCAAGUGAUUCAGCUCCCUGGGAAAGUUUCACACCAGAGACAACACCCAUACAGGUUGAACAGGAAAUGGCAAAUUCUACUCCUGCUUUUAAAGAAACAGAUGAUUGGGUCAGUUUGGAGGCACAGAUCUCUGAGCAUAGUAGUAGCAGUCAGCCCCUGGUCCAGGAAGUGCAGCCCACUCUCUCACAGUGGCCCACCUUUCUUUCUAUGGAACAGGGCUCAGGAGAUGCUGGUGCUGAUGGAGAAUCCACAACUGCUUCGUUUUUAUUAACUUUAGAGUCUGAAACCCCAGUCGACAAAGAAUUACCCAGUACUCUGUCUCCCAGUGUGGAAACUGCAUCCACCUCUGAGCCAACAGGAUUGGCUCUGAAUACUGUACAGGGUAGAGGAGUUGCUGAAGUUAUGAACCAGGCAUCUGAGGAAACCCUGACUUCAGAAGUACCAGGAAAGCCAACUCCCCAGGCAGAAGGAAGGGAUUUUUCUGCAGCCUUUCCUUUGGGAGAAGAUUAUAGUGGUGACUUUAGUGAAGCUUCAACAGUGUCUUAUCCAAUAACAAAAGAGGAGAGAGUGGGGACGGGAGGCUCUGAGAAAGACCGAGUUAGGGAUGUGCAGACUUCAUCAUCUAUACCACCUACCUCAGAUGACAUCAACCCAGUGCCUGCCGCAAAAGAGCUCAGUGGUACCAUGGCCAGCAUCUCAGCCUUCCCCUGGGAAGAGUUCAUCGCCUCAGCUGAGGGCUCUGGUGAGCAGUUGGCCUCAGUCAGCAGCUCUGUUGACCCGGUGCUUCCCCUUGCUGUGGACACUUUUUCUGGUACAGAGUCUCCAUUUUUUGAUGAAGGAUUUCAAGAAGUGGGUGCUGUGACAGAAGCAGAUAAAAGAUCCAUUGCCUUGUCCACAGCAGAAACUGGAAAUUCUGUCGAUCCGACAGAAAAUGGGGACAUACAGGUAAAUGGCACAAUUUCAGUGGACUUUCCCCAAACAAUGGAGCCAGCCAAAUUAUGGUCUAAACAGGAAGUCAAUCCUGUAAAACAAGCGACCAAAACUGAAACAGCAUCUGAGGACAAAACUCCAGAGCGAACGACUUUUGACUCUCUCCACAGUUCUCUUGCACCAGAACAAAGAAUUUUGGAAUCCCAAACACUUCCUGAAGCUAGACUCCAAACUUCAGAUUACUCUGUGCUAACAACUAAGACAACAUACAACACUAAUGAGGAAAUGGGGCCAGAAAUGGCCAUAGCUCAUCAGUCUACUCCACAUCCAGGGAUAAAAGGCUCAGAAUCACAUACUACUCCUCCUGAAGCUACUGGGAAGUCACAUUCUUUCCUAGCUACUUCUUUAGUGACUGAAUCUAUACCAGCUACAAGUGUAGUCAUGGAUACCUCAACCCAAAAUGUAGAAAGUCUACAACUCUUUGAAAAGGUUAUGAAGCCAACAAUUAAAGAGUCAAAUAUUGAUCUCUCAUUCUCUGGACUGGGAUCAGGGGAGGCCUUGCCCCCUCUACCUACAACAUCAGUGAGUUUGACUGAAAUGGAGCAGAUCCUUAGCACGUUGUAUCCUGAGACAUCUCACACGGAUAGUUUAGGAACAAACAUUUUAAGUGAUAAAGUGGAAGAUGAUGUAAGAAUAGGAAAUGAGACAGGUGAAGUUAGAACGCUCAUUUCCAAAACAGAUAGUAAGGAAGUGCCCCACACAACUUGGAGUGGUGGUGGAACAGAAGGACCUACUGCUUCACCUCUGCCUUUCACCCAGCACAUGGACAUAGAGCAUUCUCCAAAUCAGACCCUCAGGUGGGAAGAGGAAAUGCAGACACACAGACCACAAACCUUGACUGAACAGAUCUCUACUGAUAAUUCUUCAACAUCAGAAACUGAAGCAGCAGCAACCUCUUCCACUGUUUUUCUAGAUCGAACUUAUAAUAUCAACAUGACCAAUGCAUUGGCUGCAUCAGCAUCAAAACAAGCUGAUGUCUUUGAUGUGAAUUCCGGAGAAGGGUCUGGAGAAGUGGAUGCUCUUGAUUUAAUGUACACCUCUGGACCUACUCAGGCAACCAGUCACGGAGACAGCAUGUUUGCUUCUGAUGGAUUCCUGGAAAAGCAUCCAGAGGUGUCAAGGAAUGAGGCUGGAGCAACUGAUGGACCAACAGCUUCAGCAAUGCUACCGCAUCACUCAGAGUACAAUGAGAAUGCCCUGCAUUCAACUAGCACGCCGCCAAGCAUGGUGCUGUAUGAGAGUCCCACAGAAGGUAUUGUAGGCGGUUUGCAAGACCACAUCAGAUUUGAAGGUUUUACCUUGAAACCUAACCGAAGAAAACCCACUGAAAACAUUAUUAUAGAUCUAGACAAAGAGGAUAGUAAAGAUUUAGGAUUGACAAUUACUGAGAGUGCUAUUGUUGAAAUUCUACCUGAGCUGACAUCAGAUAAAAACAUUAUUAUAGACAUUGAUCACACUAAACCUGUAUAUGAGUACAUCCCUGGGAUACAAACAGACCUAGAUCCAGAGAUGCCACUGGGAUCACAGGGAAGUAAUGAAGAAACCCUUCAAGUUCAAGAGAAGUACGAGACAGCUGUUAACCUUUCUACAACUGAGGAAGCCUUUGAGGGCUCUGGUGAUGCCCUUUUUGCUGGCUACAGGCAAGCAAUGUACAAUGAGUCCGUAAGUUCUGAGGAUAUAAAGCAUCCAGAGCACACAAGCUUUAACUUUGCAACUGGGAUCCCAGUUCCCAGCAUAGAAACAGAAUUAGAUACUUUCCUUCCCACAGUGUCAACCCUGCACACCCCUAGUAAGCUAACCACAGUUGGUCCAGAAAUUGAAAAACCCAAAAUAGAAGUGGUAUCUCUGGAUGAUAUAUUUGAAUCUAGCACCUUGUCGGAUGGCCAAGCUAUUGCAGACCAAAGUGAAGUAAUAUCAACACUGGGUCAUUUAGAAAGGACACAGGAAGAAUAUGAAGAGAAGAAAUACAGAGGGCCUUCUUUCCAGCCUGAAUUCUUUUCAGGAGCGGGGGAGGCAUGGACAGGUCCCCCUGCUUAUGUAAGUAUUGGUAGUACCCGCCUAGUGGCUCAGCACUUGACAGAGACCCCUGAUGUGACAGGAGGAUCUGACUCCACACAUGGAGGAACACCUGCAGUUUUCUCUCUGGCAGAGUUGUCACCACAGACACCACGGUCCCCCUUUCCUGUCUAUGUAGACAGUGGAGUCUCCGAAUACCCAGAGGUUCCCCACACAAGUGCUCACCUGGGUUCUGGUGCUGCCACAUCACAAAUACCUAUGGAUGGUUCUUUUAAGGAAGUCCGUGCUAAUAUUGAAGCAACCAUCAAGACAUCCAGUGAAAAAGAUUUCCACAGCACUGAGUCUCCAUUCUUGUCUCCUGAUACUACAUCAGAUAUUUCAGAAGGUGAAACUAAGCCUAACUUACUAGAAGAACAGGAAACUGCUCCCACCAAACUAAUUGUUGAAGAAGAAACGGAGACCUCCCAAGAUUCCCCAAACAAAGCCAAUGAUCCAGGAGAAACAAUUGGAAUGUCUCCCAGUGUAAAAACACUGGAGAGUGGACCUGGCCUUACAGCUGCAGAUGACACUGAGUUAGUAGGUGCUAUACAGUGGCCACAUCCCACUUCUGCUUCUGUGGCUUUCAGGGUUGAGACAGGUGUGGUACCUCAGCCCAUUCCACAGAAGCCUGAGGAGCCCACCUUUCCUUCCUUGGAAAUUAAUCAGGAAACAUACACAUCUUUAAUUGGAGAAGACUCCAUAACAGCAGCAUCUGAAAAUCAAGUGUCAAAAAGAAUUCUUGCUCACAAUAACCAGGCAACAGUCAGCACUCUGGAUCUAAAUACUCCCCAUUCCAUACCACCAUUUUCCAUUCUGGACAAUUCUAAUGAAACUGCUUUCCUGAUUGGCAUUAAUGAAGAGUCCGUGGAAGGCACAGCAGUUUAUCUACCAGGACCUGAUCACUGCAAAACGAAUCCAUGCCUCAAUGGAGGCACCUGCUAUCCUACGGAGACUUCCUAUGUGUGCACCUGUGUACCUGGAUUCAGUGGAGACCAGUGUGAACUGGAUUUUGAUGAAUGUCAUUCUAACCCUUGUCGAAAUGGAGCCACUUGUGUGGAUGGUUUUAAUACAUUUAAGUGCCUCUGCCUUCCAAGUUAUGUUGGUGCCCUGUGUGAACAAGACACUGAGACUUGUGAUUACGGCUGGCACAAAUUCCAAGGGCAGUGCUACAAAUACUUUGCUCAUCGCCGCACAUGGGAUGCUGCUGAAAGGGAAUGUCGUCUACAGGGCGCCCACCUCACCAGCAUCCUGUCUCAUGAGGAACAAAUGUUUGUGAAUCGUGUGGGUCAUGAUUACCAGUGGAUAGGCCUCAAUGACAAGAUGUUUGAACACGACUUCCGCUGGACUGAUGGCAGCACCCUGCAAUACGAGAACUGGAGACCCAACCAGCCAGACAGCUUCUUUUCCUCGGGAGAAGACUGUGUUGUGAUCAUUUGGCAUGAGAAUGGCCAGUGGAAUGACGUUCCCUGCAAUUACCAUCUCACCUACACCUGCAAGAAGGGAACAGUUGCUUGCGGCCAGCCCCCUGUUGUAGAAAAUGCCAAGACCUUUGGAAAGAUGAAACCACGUUAUGAAAUCAACUCCUUGAUUAGAUAUCACUGCAAAGACGGUUUCAUUCAGCGUCACCUUCCAACUAUCCGAUGUCUAGGAAAUGGGAGAUGGGCUAUGCCUAAAAUAACCUGCAUGAACCCAUCUGCAUACCAAAGGACUUAUUCUAAGAAAUACUUUAAAAAUUCCUCAUCUGCAAAGGACAAUUCCAUAAACACUUCCAAACAUGAGCAUCGCUGGAGCCGGACGUGGCAGGGAUCAAGGCGCUGAUCCUCAAAAAUGGCGACCAUGUGCUUCAUCGUUUCAGCCAAAGUCCUGACUUUCCGUGCCUUUCCUAGCACCUCAAGAAGUAUUAGCAGUUGGUUUGGAUUUGGGGACUGCUGUCUGGUCAUUUGGGGUUGCUGUGCUCUUAAAGUAUUUUCAAUGAAACAUGGAAUUAAGAGAAAAAAAAAGUGAAUAAAAUGAAAGCAAAUGAGUGAAGAAAGUACCCAUUUCCAGCCUAUCUAAUUUCUUUAGUUCUCUCUCUGCCUCCAGGGCAGACCAUUUCCUGUAUGCCAGCCUACUGUACUAUUUAAAAAACAAUGCAAUUUCAGCACCGAUGGCCGUGUAAAUAAGAUGAUUUAAUGUUGAUUUUAAUCCUGUAUAUAAAAAUAAAACAUCACACUGAGUUCAAGCAUAUUUAAUGAUGAUUAUGGAGCUUUCUAGGCCUUUAAUCAUUGGUUUGGCUGCUUUGUUAUAGUUUGCUUAGGCUGGAAAUGGUUUUGUCUGCCCAUUGCCUAUGGGCCAGUUUGAGGACAGCUUUCCUGGACAGCCAGCAAACAGAGUCUUCUGGGUCUUUGCAUCUAUAUCAGAAGCCGUGCUUGUCCAAGCUAAUGCCGGCAGAUGGGAGACUGAAGAAACUCGAAGCUCCAGGAUGUGACCCUGCUUUGCCAUGUUCCUUUUUCUUCACUCACAAGAAGGGCCCGAAUGGAGGACUUUUCUAUGACCUGGAACUUUUUUUAGGGGUCAAAAUGCUAAUUAUUAACUCAACCAGGUUUCCUUUAUAAUGGCUUUCUUAACACUAAUGCUGGUAAGGUAACAGAUCAAGGCAUUUGGAACGGAUGUAGACCAAGGGUUUAUACCUUGUUGUGGAGGGUGGGGGGUUCUUAAAAAAACAGCACUCCUGAAAAAAAAACCCUCCAUUUUGUACAUAUAACCAUUUUAAUCCUUUAUAAAUUUUUGAAUGUUCAUGUAUGAAUGCUGCAGCUGAGAAGCACACGUAAAUAAAUGAAGUAAGCCAUACGGAUUUAAUUUAUUGGAUGUUAUUUUCCCCAAGACCUGAAAUCAAUAUAGUAUGCUAGUCAUUUUUCAGCAUUAGCUUUUAUACUUUCUUCACAGUUUGAAACCCCAUAAUUUAGGUACCAUGUUCCUGAUUCAAUCAUGUGAUGAAGAGAAUGCUUCAAGUGUUUGUUCCAGAGAAUGGAAAAGCAUUUAGCUUUCAGUAAGUGGUGUUUACCCAUUCCAAGAAAGAGUGUAAGUGUAGAAAUAGUGUGGGUAUUUCUUCCAGUUAGGUGGCGUGUAUGUGCUGAAGUUUUUGCUCCUCUCUGCCCAUCCCAUUUGCCCCUUAUAGUGGUCACUGAAGACGACAUUGAAUCAUUACCCAGAUAUUUUAGGUGGAGAGAGCAAACCACUAUUGGAAAGAGGGCACUUAAGGCUUUUUCACAAAGUUCAUUUAGAGCAACUUUAAGAAAAAUGACAAGUAAAAUGUCAACAGAAACCAAACUUUAAAAUCACAUAAUGUGUACAAGCAUGGAACCAUCAUAGGGUGUCCCAUAAACAUAGAUAAAUUUUAUGAUUUACACAUGAGAUCAAAGUAAAUUUUCAAUAAUGGAAAAAGAUCAGACUGGGGUGGCCCUAUGUUGAUAGUUUUUCAUGAAACUGCCUUUGGCUUAGAAGGAAUAACUGUGCUUCACAAGCAUACAGAGUGUCUUAGGCAAGAUCCUGGGUCUCCGCAGUAAGCAUAGCCCAUCCUUAUGUGUUCUAGAGCACAGGAGAUCACUGUGUUGACUUAGUAGAACUUUUUUCUUUUUCAUUACAAUGCACAUAAUCCUUCCCUGUAUUUAUAUUAUAACAUGUAUAGUGUAAAAUGUGAAUGACUUUUUUGUGAAUGAAAAUCUAAAAUCUUUGUAACUUUUUAUAUCUGCUUUUGUUUCACCAAAGAAUCCUAAAAAUCCUUCUUUUACUA